This is a messenger RNA of Thalassophryne amazonica, 1802 nucleotides long. Its product is annotated as cGMP-dependent protein kinase 1-like. NCBI's taxonomy places the organism in Eukaryota, Metazoa, Chordata, Actinopteri, Batrachoidiformes, Batrachoididae. The annotation marks the transcript as partial. The transcript has 15 exons. The record is from RefSeq and is a predicted model, not a curated record. Gene Ontology annotation, molecular function: ATP binding; cGMP-dependent protein kinase activity. Gene Ontology annotation, biological process: protein phosphorylation.
CUCUGACCGCCAUCAGACUGUGGGCAAUUGAUCGACAUGUGUUCCAGACCAUAAUGAUGAGGACUGGUGUCAUCAAACAUUCCCAGUACACAGACUUCCUGCGCAGAGUUCCGUCUCUGCUGGUGCUACCUGAAGACAUUCUCAGUAAACUGGCGGAUGUUCUGGAGGAGACUCAUUAUAGUGAUGGUGAUUUCCUUAUUCGUCAAGGAGCCACUGGAGACACAUUCUUCAUCAUCAGCGAAGGACAGGUGAGCGUCACUCAGCAGGCCUCAGCCAGUGAGGAGCAGAUGAUGGUGAAGACUCUUUCCAGAGGUGACUGGUUUGGCGAGCAGGCUUUGAAAGGUGAGGAUGUGCGCACAGCCAGUGUCACAGCUGUGGGUGAUGUCACGUGUCUGGUCAUCGACAGAGAGACUUUCAAACAGCUGAUUGGAGGACUGAAUGAUGUCAGCAACAAGCAGUGUGACAGCGAUGACCUCAAAGCAAAGCUGCAGGCGGAGGCGAGUUUUUUCUCCAAAGUGUCGCUCAGUGACCUGCGUGUGAUCUGCACUCUGGGGAUGGGAGGCUUCAGCCGAGUGGAGCUCGUGCAAUUAAAGAGUGAACCAAAUCGCUCCUUUGCCUUAAAAGUCUUAAAGAAACGUCACAUCUUGGACACCAGCCAGCAGGGUCACAUCCUGUCAGAGCGCCGCAUCAUGAUGGAGGCUCACAGCAACUUCAUUGUCAGAUUGUAUCAGACUUUCAAAGACUCCAAAUAUCUUUACAUGCUGCUUGAGGCUUGUCUCGGAGGAGAACUGUGGACGCUGCUGAGAGACAGGGGAUCCUUUGAUGACGGCACAACACGAUUCUACACAGGCUGUGUUGUUGAGGCUCUGGCUUUCCUGCACUCGAGAGGAAUCAUCUACAGAGACCUCAAACCUGAAAACAUCAUACUGGAUCAACGGGGAUACGCCAAAUUGGUGGACUUUGGAUUUGCUAAGAAGGUUGGCCUAGGUAAGAAGACGUGGACAUUUUGUGGAACGCCCGAGUAUGUGGCACCUGAGAUCAUCCUGAACAAAGGUCAUGACAGCUCAGCUGACUGUUGGUCUCUGGGGAUACUCGUCUUUGAGCUGCUCAGCGGCAGUCCUCCAUUUUCAGGAGCAGAUCCCAUGAUGACCUACAACAUCAUUCUGAGAGGCAUCGAUAUGGUUGAAUUUCCCAAGAAGAUUACCAAGAGCGCUGGUAACCUCAUCAAACGCCUCUGCAGAGACAAUCCUUCAGAGAGGCUGGGCAAUCAGAAAAAUGGAGUGAAAGACAUCCAGAAACACAAAUGGUUUGAAGGGUUCAACUGGGAGGGCCUCCAUCAGGGAUCCAUGGAGUCUCCUUUCACACCUGCAGUGGAAGGACCACUGGACAACAGCAAUUUUGACUCUUUUCCAGAAGACACUGAUGACCCUCCUCCUGAUGAAUUGUCUGGAUGGGACCUUGAGUUUUAGCAGGAUGGAGAACAGAGAUGUACUGACACAAUGAACAUGAUCCCAUUUUAGAGAGAGCUACAACAUUUUAUUAAUUCUUCUGAUUUGUUCAUGUAGAUGUCAUAGUGGUUUAUUAGAAGGUCCUGAGUUUCUUGCAUCUGAAUAAUAACUGCAAAGUAAUAUAAACACUUCCCAUGACUUUUGUGUCUCCAGCUAAGCCUCUUAAUCCUGGAUUAAUUAUUUGUUUGCCUGAUUAACAGUUCAGUAUUACAGAGACUAUACUAGGUUUUGUAUCCUGAUGUCUAUUUUUUGUUUAAGUCCUCUCUUAGUUAAUAUUUGAGAACUAAGGACAUU